AUGUCAAAUAAUGAAGGAAUCAAUGAGUGUGAUCAAUAACAUCCCAUUGACUACUACAAGGAAUCAAUUAGAUUGUACUAUUAUAAUAUAGUUCUUCAUUAACAUGUUGAAUAAGUCACUCAAGAGCGAAAUGAGAUUAAGCAAAAAUUAUUGAAAUUUCAGGCUCUGGAGGAUCAAGAAAGCGAAUUGUCAAUGGAGGACAAAAGAAAAAGAAAUAGGAGAUCAGCAAUUGAGAUUCCAAGAAGCCAUGUUUGUUAAAUAAAAAAUUGCAAUAAAUCUUAUGGUUCUGAAGGAUCAUUAAUGUAACAUAUGAAAAUUAAGCAUGGGAUUACACAACAUUUGGACAAAAUCGGGUAGAUUUCAGAUCAAUUUAAAAGCAACGAAUGAAUGAAGAUGAUCUCUACUCUAUAUUAUAAUCCUGUAUGUUAUUACAUAUA
Paramecium tetraurelia is the source of this 437-nucleotide messenger RNA. RefSeq lists its product as uncharacterized. The transcript is spliced from 2 exons. Lineage: Eukaryota; Ciliophora; Oligohymenophorea; Peniculida; Parameciidae. The record is from RefSeq and is a predicted model, not a curated record.